Molecule: messenger RNA, 1500 nt
Organism: Penicillium manginii
Lineage: Eukaryota; Fungi; Ascomycota; Eurotiomycetes; Eurotiales; Aspergillaceae
Product: MFS transporter
Exons: 3
Coding region: 1-1500 (499 amino acids)
Biological process (GO): transmembrane transport
Molecular function (GO): transmembrane transporter activity
Source: RefSeq, a predicted model, not a curated record
AUGGCUGAUCCAAACGACAAAGUUCCGAAUUCGGGCCAAGUGAGCUCGCUCGACACCGAUAUUGAGCAGGAUUCAGCUGGCGAGUUGAAGGAGCAAAAGCAGACCGAUCCCAAUAUCGUCGAUUUCGAUGGGCCGGAUGAUCCUGCAAAUCCACUCAAUUGGUCCUCGAAGAAGAAGUUCCUCAACAUCUCAAUCGUUUCUUUAAUGACCCUACUUUCGCCAACAACCUCGACUGUCAGCUCUCCGGUGACGACUGAUAUCAUGGAACAUUUCCAGUCAACGAAUGAGAUCCUCGGAGCCUUUGUCACCACGGUUUUCUUGAUCGGUUACACAUUCGGACCCUCCGUCAUUGCACCUCUCUCGGAGAUUUACGGCAGAGCCAUUCUUUACAAGAUCUGUAUCGUUCUCUUCAUCGUCUUCAACGUGGCCUGCGCUGUGGCAAACAGUAUGGGAUCCCUGAUCGUCUUCCGACUCUUGGCCGGUAUCAUGGGUUCCUGCCCCGUCACUCUCGGUCCCGGAUCCGUGGCCGACAUGAUAUCAGCAGAAGGCAGAGCAAAGGCGAUGUCUGCCUACGUUAUAGGCAUUAUUCUGGGACCUUCCAUCGGACCCAUCUGCGCUGGUUAUAUUGCCCCUGCGAAAGGAUGGCGCUGGGCAUUUUGGCUGAUGGCCAUUAUCAUCGGCGCGAUUGCCAUUCCGGUCAUGUUUCUUCAAGAAUCAUACCCUUACGUGAUCCUGAAUCGCAAAACGGAAAAAUUGCGCAAGGAAACUGGCAACGAGAAUCUCCGGUCAGCACUGGACACUGGAAAGUCACCGCGUCAGCUUUUCGUGUUUUCAAUUUGGCGACCUGUGAAGAUGCUUGUCUCGCCGAUCAUUUUCUUGCUGUCGCUUUACUGUGCACUCGUCUAUGCCUAUCUAUACCUCUGCUUCACCACUUUCCCGGAGCUUCUGGCCGAGAAGUACGGUUUUGGUACUGGUCCCUCGGGUCUAGCUACUCUAGGGUUGGGAGUUGGUUCAAUCGUUGGACUAUUCAUCUCCGGUGGUACCUCGGACAAAGUGUCCAAGUACUUAACCAAGAAGCAUGGUGGAACGGCCAAGCCUGAGUAUCGCCUCCCAGUUCUAGUUGUCGGUGCAAUCAUUACUCCUAUCGGACUGUUCUUGUACGGCUGGACUGCGUACUACGGUACUCACUGGAUAGUCCCCAUAAUCGGCACUGGUUUCAUUGCUGCGGGAAUGGUCAUUGCUUUUAUGGCAACUACAAUGUAUCUGGUCGAUGCAUACACUGUCUAUGCCGCUUCUGCAACCGCCGCAAAUACCAUGGUACGCUGUCUGAUCGGCGCGUUAAUCCCACUCGCUGGUCCGGCUAUGUUUGCAAAGCUUGGCUACGGCUGGGGAAACUCGCUCUUGGGGUUCCUCGCCGUUGCUUUUAUCCCUGUGCCUUUUGUCUUUUACCGAUAUGGCGAACGUAUUCGCGAAUCCAAGGUCUUCAAAAUCGAGUUCUGA